Molecule: messenger RNA, 1164 nt
Organism: Jatropha curcas
Lineage: Eukaryota; Viridiplantae; Streptophyta; Magnoliopsida; Malpighiales; Euphorbiaceae
Product: fe(2+) transport protein 1
Biological process (GO): zinc ion transmembrane transport
Cellular component (GO): plasma membrane
Molecular function (GO): zinc ion transmembrane transporter activity
Source: RefSeq, a predicted model, not a curated record
ACCAUAUAUAUACACCAACUCGCUACCAGCAAAAUUCACUAACAAGGCAUAUUUAGCUUAACUACUCUCAAAUGGCAUUGAGAGUUAAUAUCACUAUUCUUCUUAUAAUUCUGUCUUUCGCAUUACCAGCCUUAGCCGCCGAACAAUGCCAGUCCAAAACCCAAGGAGAAUGCCACGACAAGGCGAAAUCUUUAAAGCUCAAGCUAAUUUCAAUAGCUUCAAUUCUAGUUACAAGCAUGAUUGGAGUAUGUUUGCCAUUGUUUUCACGGGCAGUUCCAGCUCUUUCACCUGAUAAAAGUUUAUUCUCAAUCGUCAAAGCGUUUGCUUCUGGCGUUAUUUUAGCGACAGGGUACAUGCACGUUUUACCUGACUCUUUUAAUUGCUUGACAUCGGAGUGUUUGCCUGAAAACCCUUGGAGGAAAUUUCCGUUCACUACAUUCGUUGCCAUGUUAUCGGCUCUCAUUACCCUUAUGGUGGAUUCAUUUGCGUUGAGUUACUAUAAGAAGCAUGAGCUUCGAAGUGAAGGUGAAGGUGUUCGAGAUGACGUUCAGGAAGGAGGAAAUGAAGAUGGAGAGACAGUUAAUGUUAAGGUUGAAGAGAGCCCAGGUGGGAUUGAUUCUCCAUUGUUAAGGCAUCGUGUUGUGGCUCAGGUUUUGGAACUUGGCAUUGUAGUGCACUCAGUAGUGAUUGGCUUGUCAAUGGGGGCCUCCGACAAUCCAUGCACAAUCAGACCACUUAUUGCUGCUUUGUGUUUCCAUCAACUCUUUGAAGGAAUGGGUCUUGGAGGAUGCAUACUACAGGCUGAGUAUGGAAUGAAGAUGAAAGCAACAAUGGUAUUUUUCUUCUCAUCCACAACUCCAUUUGGUAUUGCACUGGGAAUUGGUUUGUCAAAUGUGUACAGUGAAAACAGCCCUACAGCUUUAAUUGUAGUAGGAAUAUUAAAUGCUUCAUCCGCUGGUUUACUGAAUUAUAUGGCGCUGGUGGAUCUCUUGGCAGCAGAUUUUAUGGGGCAUAAAUUGCAGCAAAAUGUGAAACUUCAAAUGCUGGCAUAUAUUGCAGUUCUACUAGGUGCUGGAGGCAUGUCACUAAUGGCAAAAUGGGCCUAGAGCACACAAGAAACUGUAAAUGCCUGCUUUUGUGUGGGUAUUAGUUUCUUAAUUUGUA